AACAAGGAGAUCGCUAGACUGCGUGGCUAGAGAGGUCGGAGGCAAGUGGAUGUAGAAGUCGGGCGGACCCGGAAUCCGGAGGAAUCGGGACCAUGACUUAUGCUUAUCUCUUCAAGUACAUCAUCAUCGGGGACACAGGUGUGGGGAAGUCAUGUCUCCUCCUGCAGUUUACAGACAAGCGGUUCCAGCCAGUCCACGACCUCACAAUAGGUGUGGAGUUUGGAGCCCGUAUGGUCAACAUUGAUGGAAAACAAAUCAAACUGCAAAUAUGGGAUACGGCUGGGCAAGAAUCCUUCCGUUCUAUCACACGUUCCUACUACAGGGGAGCAGCUGGAGCCUUACUGGUGUAUGACAUUACAAGGCGUGAAACCUUCAACCACCUGACUUCAUGGUUAGAGGAUGCCCGGCAACACUCUAGCUCCAACAUGGUUAUCAUGCUGAUUGGGAAUAAGAGUGACCUAGAGUCCCGAAGAGAUGUGAAAAGAGAAGAAGGAGAGGCCUUUGCUCGGGAGCAUGGUCUUAUUUUCAUGGAAACUUCAGCCAAAACAGCCUGCAAUGUUGAAGAGGCCUUUAUUAACACAGCCAAAGAAAUAUAUAGGAAGAUCCAGCAGGGUUUAUUUGAUGUCCACAAUGAGGCAAAUGGCAUCAAGAUUGGUCCCCAGCAGUCAACUUCAACAUCAGUGGGACCCAGUUCCUGCCAGCGGAAUCGCGACAUAGCGUCCAGCUCUAGCUGCUGCUGAACAUCGGAUCUGAACUUUUUUUUUUUUUUUUCCUUCCCGAAACAGCUUCAGAUCAAUAGGUUUAAAGAAAGAGGUCUUACUUGCUUUGACUGACAGCAGCCUCUUUUCAAGGUGUGAUGUUUUGCCUUUCCACUUAAAGACCAGGGGAGAAUUGGGGCUAUUACUGACCUGUCCUUCUUCAGGGACGUGACCAUUCCCUAGAGAUUAGGGCUCCUUUCAUCCUCCUAUUUAAAUUUCCAGAAUGCUAGGAUCAAGUUCGUUGUCAUAGUAGUUCAAAAAUAAAUAAUUUCAUCACCAUAUACCAUCUGCUCCCCACCAAGAAUUAGUAAGAAGGGUCAAAGAUAUUCUUGAACACAUGAGAUUACUGGGAUCUGGCUGGCCUUUGGAUGAUAGAUCAUCUGCCUAGGAAUUUCAUUGAGUUUUUUACUCCUUGCCUUUGGGGAGGUCUGUUUGCCACUUCAUAGAGUUCUUGCAGAAAGGAGUUUCUUCUCCCUGCUCGAGGACACUGAGUACUUUUCUACUCCCCUUUCACUAGUUUCUUCAAGAGCAGCAGAAUUGGUCCUGGCCCUAGGACCUCUCAUUGCCUAAAGAAAAUAUUCAUUCCCUGUUCGUUUUGUUUUAGAGACCAAAUCUAACAUUGCAGUGUCUUUCACCAAAUUGACCUGUAUUGUUUGAUCACACUGUAACUAGACCUACACUUUCUACUUUAAUCAAGCUAAUCUGCUUACUAACAUGACACAUUUAUUCCUACUUCUAUACCUUUGCACAUGCCCUGUUUCCACUAACAUUAUAAUUACAAGUCCAAAAAGUUUGCCUUUAGGAAGCCUUCAGUGACCUGAGACCUUCUAAGCAGUUAUUGACGAAGUAUCCCUUAGCUUUCAUAUAUUAGUUAUUUAUAUGUAUAUUCAUAUAUAUAUAUUUAUUUAUUUGUAUGUACGUUACUUUGUAAAUACAUUUUGUAGUUGUUUGUGUAGACUCUGUCUCCCCAUGCAAGUUGUAAGCUCUGUGAGAGCAGCAUUCAUGUCAUCCUUUAUUUUUAUAAAACAUUCUUCCCACCAUUCCUUCACGGUGCAUAGUGCUACUCAUUAUGUGAUCAUUGAAUUUAUUUUAGACUUCAGAGGAAACAAAAGGCCUUAGAGUCAUCUCGUUGUAAUUUCUCUCUGUCUCUUCCGUCUGUUUAUCCUUGGGUUCUAUUUUGUUCUCCUAACCUCUCCUGCCUUUCUCUGACUCUGCCUUUAUUCCAUAAAGCAUACAGUAAGACUGCCUACUACCACACAAAUAGAUGGGGAUUUCUCCAGCCAUUCUCUUCCUUUUCAGAGAAUAUAAUACUAUCCUAGCCACAUUUGCCUUUGCUUAUCUCAUCAUGCAGCAUUCUGGGGCAGUUACUAUGUCUUUUUUAUUUAAUGUUCCAUUCUCUUCCACAGCACUUAGGUCUCAUGAGUUUUUAAAUCUUUUAUUGUUAAAUGAAUUGUUUCAUUAUUAAAAUAUGCAU
Lepus europaeus (European hare) is the source of this 2232-nucleotide messenger RNA. It is a transcript of the gene RAB2B, whose product is annotated as RAB2B, member RAS oncogene family. Lineage: Eukaryota; Metazoa; Chordata; Mammalia; Lagomorpha; Leporidae. Gene Ontology annotation, cellular component: Golgi apparatus. The transcript has 8 exons. Bases 93 to 740 code for a protein of 215 amino acids. Gene Ontology annotation, molecular function: GTP binding; GTPase activity. The record is from RefSeq and is a predicted model, not a curated record.